AUGUCGGCGAAAAAGAGCCAGUCGCCGGCGCAGGAUUCGCUUGCCAGUUCUUCACCGCCACCGCCAGUGGUCACCUUCCUCCGUUUGGGCCACAAAAAUCACUCGCAGUGGAAUGCUUUGGGCUCUGCCUCCUUUGUCCUCAUCUCCGGCGGCAUGAGCCUGGCCUGGGGCGCAGGAUUCGCCGUGCAUUCCGCUCAUCGUGAUCAACUCCUGCUUACGGUGCACAUGCAGGUGGCCUGGUAUGCCACCGCCACUCUGGGAGCCAUUUUCGGGGCUUUUUGCACCCACCGACUGCCCCAGAAGCCGAUAUAUAUCCUCGGCUCUUGCCUGGUGAUAGCCUCUGGCAUCCUGUUUCUGGCCUGGCCCGAGAGCUCUUCCGCUGUGAUCGCCGCCCGGUAUCUGGAUGGUCUGGCCAAUGGCCUGGUCUUUGUCCCAGCCCUCAGCACUGUGGGUGAGAUCGCGGUCAAUGGCAUCCGUGGUUUGCUGGCCUCCACGGUGGAGCAGCUGGCCACCAACACGGGCAUCCUGAUGCAGCUUAUCUACACGGCCGUGUGGCGUACAGAGUGGAACGUGGCCAUUGUGGCCGAUCAGGUGCACGGCGUGCUCUCCAUUAUCUAUGGCGUGAUAGCCCUGGCCUUGGCCUUGACCUUGUGUGUGGAGUCACCGGUGCACCUGCUGAUGCGCUCCAACGAGCAGCGGGCGGUGGUGGCGUUGCGACACCUGCAGCGUCCCUAUAUGGUAACCAGCGAGACCCUUCUACGGCUGGACGAGCACAAACUGUAUGUGGCCGCCAGUCGAGAGAUGUGCUGGUGGCUGAGCCUGCAGAAGGGACUGCCGCCGCUGCUCAAGAUCCUGGCCCACCGGCUGCUGGGUUCCCUGUGCCUCAAUCUGGUCAUUUGGAGUGCUCUCUUCGAGACGGCCAGCCAGCUGGUGAGCAGCUUUCAGGCCUGGCCGUAUGUGGUAUUUGGGGUCCUGCGUUGGUGUGGCUGCUUCUGUGUGGUGCUCCUCAUGGACACUACUGGGCGCAAGAAACCCACUCUCUUUGGCACCUUCUCUACGGGCUCCUUUGCCUUUGCCUUUGCUAAUUUGUUUGGACGAACUCCGCACAUGAUCACCGCUCUGGUGGUGCUACUGAGUCUGCAGUUCUUUGCGGGAUUGGGUCAGUGUGCCUCGGCUGUGUACCUUACGGAGGGAUUUCCUUUGGCGGUGAAGCCACACCUGGUGGCUGUGGUCUAUGUGAUGGAGUUGAUCACGCGACUGCUACUCUGCAGUUUUGCUCCUUCUCUGGAGGGGAUUGCGACCUACUUUCAGGUGUUGGGCUCCCUGUCCAUGGUGUUUUUUCUCCUGGGAAUCUUCUGUCUGCCGGAGACGAGACUCGUCACUCUGGCGGAGGCGCAGCAAAAGUUUGCCAAGUGGUUCAACAAGGACUUUUGAGUGUUUAAUAAAUAUAAAUAAAUAUGAUGACAG
Molecule: messenger RNA, 1467 nt
Organism: Drosophila kikkawai
Lineage: Eukaryota; Metazoa; Arthropoda; Insecta; Diptera; Drosophilidae
Product: galactose-proton symporter
Biological process (GO): transmembrane transport
Cellular component (GO): membrane
Molecular function (GO): transmembrane transporter activity
Source: RefSeq, a predicted model, not a curated record